GUACUCAACUUACCCAGCGCAGAUGCCGAGGCGGAAGUCGUCGUGGUCAGCAUCAAGAAGGAGGAGAUGCCCAAAGUGGCGCGGCGGGUUCCGAAAGCUUCGGCCAACAAGGCUGAGCAGGCUGAGGAGACUGCUGAAGAAGUCCGCUACGACGGCGCACCUGGCACCAUCACUUCGGAUGGACCGGAUGAGAAGGGCUGCUGGGAGGUGGAGACCACGCGAAAGGGAUCCACGCAUAUCGUCAGAGUUCCGGGUCAGCGCCUCUUUUGGCAGGGUGCUCCUGUCACGAUUGGCGUCGACAGCGAUGAGGCCAAGGAGGAGGCCGGGUUGGUCGCCGCGGAGCGGCCAGAUCGGGCCUCUGGUCUUUGGCUGGUGGAGAUCCACAAGACCCUCGCUUUGCUGCCGGCCAAUCUCCGCGAGAGGAGGCUACCCGGCUUCGAAGAUCUACCGAUGCCUUCCCGUCCCCUGCCCUUGGUGAGGGGUGUGGCAGUGGAGCUUUGCCAGCUCCGGGCCGGUGCGGCCUACAACGGCCUAUCAGGUGUCGUUCUCUCGAGCUGCCCCAACGAGCGCGGUCGGUGGGAGGUGGCCGUCAAAGUGCCGAUGCGCGUGGCGCGCGGUCGUCUGAUGCUGGUGGGCUUCAAGAAGCCCGAGGCAUCGGCAGCCCGAGAAUCCGCCCCACAAAACUUGGGUGAGAUGAAUCUGGAGCUUGGGGACGAGGUGGAGAUCCAAGGUCUAGUGUCGGCACCGAAGCACAAUGGCAAGCGCGGUGUCAUCGUGCAGAGGGUUUUGCCCAAGUCUCCUGGAGGAGCUGCUCCACAUCGAUGGCGUGUCAAGUGUGAGCAAG
This is a messenger RNA of Symbiodinium necroappetens, 844 nucleotides long. NCBI's taxonomy places the organism in Eukaryota, Dinophyceae, Suessiales, Symbiodiniaceae. The record is from the annotation of a GenBank genome assembly.